AUGGAGAUUGUGUACGUAUACACGAGGAAACGUAGCGAAUUUGGGCGUCAGUGCAACUUCUCAGAUCGUCCAGCGGAGCUUCAUGUGGACAUCUUGCCUGACCCUACCCAGGCCUUGAAUUUUAUAGAAAGGAAUCCAUGCGACACUGCCAUUCAAUGCGCCCACGACAUGUCUGAACAUGAGGUAAGUAAUUAUUCUACAUUUACACCACACAGCAUGUGGUCUGUUUGGGAAAGGCUAGAGAAAAGUGGCACUACAGAGCAAUCUGCCCAGCACAAUGUAUAGAUUAAUGUGAUUCCUUAUAAAGUAGCAUUAUGUCAUCCUGUAUAGCCACAGCAAAUACAUGUGUUGGAUUAUUCUGUAUUUUAGCAAAUGGCUCUUUCCUAGCAGAGAAUGAAUCUAUAUUUUAGUCGUAGUUUUUCUGUUGUGCAGAUAUUUACCAAUCCAGUUGACUUUCCUUAAUUCUAAUAGCAGACAGACAGGCAUUAAUUAACCUUUUAAUUACCGAUGGGACCUGCGUUUAUAAUGUUGAAAUACAAAAAGACAGAAUCUUACUCACGCCAAAACACAUGUAAUAGAAUGCAAAUGGCAAUUAUAGCGAAUGCUAAUUAGUGUUUGUUAAUCAGUUAAUCAUAUUCCAGUCUCUGAGUGCUAACUGCUAAUUAUCCUAGGGAGAACUGAAGAGCCUUUGCCAGAAAUCUCACAGUAAUAGCUGUCACAUUCAUGGUGGCUGCCGAGGCUGGGCAUGUGUGUGGCUGUAAAUCAACACCCUGUUCCUGCAAAUCUGAGCAAUAUGGGGUGUAAAAGGCCAGUGUUGAUUGAGAAUAAAUUUAAAGUUAUCUGCGCACUGUCCCAAGCAUAAGGGAACACUUUAAUAAACGUUAGUAAAUAGACACCAUGUGGAAUGGGUACGUUUCAAUGAAGAAAGGUCUGUGUAGACUUUUUGCUUAUAUCGGAAAACCACUAGAUCUCCAGAUCAGGGCUGCUAUGGUUUACUGGACACAAAUGGGGUUAGGUGGCAUAACCACCUGGACAUCAUACAGGGAUAUUCACACUCACAAUUGCUUUGACCAGUUAUGUAUUUUCUAAUGCUUUUUAGGUCAACACAGAAAGGUUUGAAAUGGAAGUGCGUGGUAUAAACCAUGUGGAAGGUGGAUGGCCCAAAGAUAUUAAUCCUCAAGAGAUGGAACAGACCAUUCGCUACCGGAAAAAAGUAGAGAAGGAUGACCACUACAUAACCACAAUCACACAACUGGGCAGCGUAAGUGCUGGGAAAUUGUCUCGUUAAGGGUUUGUACCACUGAUACCACAAAAAAGUACACACAAUAUCCACAGCAAAAAGGAAUUCCUUCCACAAGCUGCUGAUUGGUGUCUUAACUGUGGGAAACACAUACCACUAUUAAGAGAUGCCACCCAACAUUUUGGAAGUGAUGGAUUUCAAACAUUUUUGGAAUCUUCAAGGAGAGAGAGCUAUUCAUGGUUAGUCUAUAUAGGGCAGCGUUCUUUGGGCAAUAAUUCUUUAAAACAUAUAACCCAACAGUAGAUGGAGGCUGGUGCCGGUUACACCUAAAGAUCACACUGUCUUUAUUUUCUGGCCAAAGUAAUUUCUUCAUUCCAGAGUACUAGACACGUUCCCUUUGUAGUGAGCUAAAUGAGAUAUCACGAGGCCUAUACAUAUCUAACAGGUAGAGAAGCAUGUCGGGUAUUUUCAUUUGUACCCAACAGGUCAUCCCGGGGGAACAAUGAAAUCAUAUUUGGGAGUUUCAGACACUCACAAAGUCGAUGUCAAGAUGCCGCCACACUGAAUGAGCAAGAUAUUUCUCCAAAACAGGAAUAUAUUUGACUGCAUUGGCAAUUCUUAGAUUUACCAAUGCCUAAUGCGGUCCUAAUUCGGUCGGUCCAACCAAUUCUGUAACAUUAGUUUAAUUCAGAAAAUCAGUUAUUUUCGCAUCUGAACCAAUUUACAGCAAAAGAGAUUUAUCAACAGCCGCAUGACGGCCAAAGAUAAACUACAUCGGGGGCAGAUAUUGUUAUAUUCUGGGCCCCCACCCAUGCCAGCAGGUGGGAGCCCUAAUAUUAGUAACAAAAGAAGGGUCGACCUCUGUUAUCAUAUUGAGUGACUGAGCCCUGUAUCAGUGAUUAUAAUAACAAUGUGUUACUGUCCUGUUGUUAUACUAGGUGAUGGAGCACUGUAUCAAACAGAAUAAUGCUAUCAAUAUCUACGAGGAAUAUUUUGAAGAGGAAGAAGAAUUGGAAGGGAUAGAUGAAGCACCGUCAGCAAAGACGAUAAAUAUCUUCAGGUAAUACACACAGGACAUUGGCUGAAUUGCGUUACACGUCACCGUAUUAGUGACAUCUGCUGGCUGUCUCCAGUAGACAUACUGGCAUUAUGGUGAUAUAGGAACAUCCUUCAUAGCUAGACAUUUACCUGAAGCUUUCCAUCUACGGGCAUUAUUACUAAUGAAGUUUAUAUUUAAGAAGCAUCUAAUCCAUUUUUAUGCACUGACUGUGGUUUUACAUCUUUCACCCAAAGGGAGUACUUUCCCAGUUGUAUAUUUUAUUAUUUAUUAAUUAUGUAUUUCCAACAUGUGUUGAUUUCAUAUAGUUAGUCAUCAGUGUUUAAUGGAACAGUCUGGGCACCAUAAGGGGUUAAACCAUUUAAAAUGAUUUAACCACAAAGUCUGGAAUCCAGCACUGUUUAGCCCAGCCCCUGAUCUUCUGCUUCUUUUUGAUUCAUGAAACCCGAAGUUUGGGACAGCCUCGAACAGGGGCUCUGCUGAUUGCUCUACAUAUGUUUCUUAGGCCAUUUUUAUGAAUGGAGAGAUACUGACUGAGCGUGAGCUGACUAAUCCAAUCAGCAGCGCCCCUCUGUGAGAUUUCCUGUUUCAAGCCACGGACAGAGGCGGUAGGACGGGGCAGAGCUAAACUGCACUGGAUUCCAGCCUUUGGGUAACAACUUAAUUCCGAUGAAGUUUGUUCGGUGCCUGAAGGUUACCUUAAUUGUUAAUCAUAUUACUCAUUUUUCAACUGCAGAGCAUAUUAAUAACUAGCCUCGGCUUCUCAGACAUUUGAAAAUUAUUUUUCCCACGAAUCUUAGUUUCUCAUCAGUGCUGAGAAACAUCUAUGGGUAAAAUAUUAACCAGCCUCAGUCUUGGAGGUGGUUGUGGUCUAUAAAUAUGAAAAUAGAGGUGAAAUCAGUCAUUUUUAUACUGUUUUUCCAUAGAGAUCCAAAUGAAAUUAAGCGUACCGCCACGCACCUCUCAUGGCAUCCAGAUGGUGGCAGGAAACUAGCUGUGGCCUAUUCGUCCCUCGAGUUCCAGCAAGCUUCUAAAGACAUGAGCUAUGACUCGUACAUCUGGGACAUCGGUGAGGACAAUUUCUUCCUUUUUCUGUUAGCUGAUCAGAAAUUAGAAGCUGAUUCAAGGUGUUAUUGAGUCUGUACUUUUCUGGCAUUUAGCAACUAUACAGUGAAGUGUCCCAGUGAUGAGUCCAGUGAGCUCAUAUUUGGAUUUUAAUUUAGUUUAGUUAGUAAACCAGGUAAUGAGGAUUCUGCAGCUUUACUAGUAGUUCUAAUUUAAUGACUUCAAAGUCAAAUUCCAUUUAUAUCUAGAGUUUUCUCCAGUGUGUGCACCCCUCCUCCCUUUAACUGGACAGUAGACAGGUAAUUGGUGUUUGCUCUAUAACUGGACAAGGACAAGUCAUUUGGUCGUUAAAUAGUCUUUCUGAUGGGGUGACAGUGGACACAAUGCUGUGUAACAUGUUACGAGUCCACAAUUAAUACCACUAUUCUCUUCCUUUCCUAGAAAGUCCAAACAAGCCAGAAUUGAUCUUGAAGCCUGUCUCUCCUCUCGUCAGUCUGGAAUACAACCCUAAAGACUCACAUAUCCUGGUUGGGGGCUGCUAUAAUGGACAGAUCAGUAAGUGGGUUCCACCAUUUAGCUACCUCUUACUCUGGUCUGUGGAGUGUGAUCUUAACCAUAGAACCCCAGUUACCUAUUGAACAAGGGUUUUGGGACAUGUAGUUUAUUUCACAGCCGUGGUUCCAUUAAUCACACAGGAUGAGCCAUAUUACUGCUACCUACAAUCAAUAUAUACAGAGUCACAGUGAUUGACAUUGGGGGAGAAAGAGAAUGCUCUAAUCGGUCUGUUUUAAAUAUCUUUCUCAGAUUGCAGUUAUUUACGUUAGAGAUCAAUUAACACAUUUAAUAACUUGACCCCUUAUGAGCCGCUAUGUGUUCUCAGGGAGGGCAAUCAGAAUGAGAUGUCACAGUCACAUCCAGCAACAUUUUUUUUAAAUUUAUUGCUCCUGAUUAUGUGAGCUUAGAAUAGGGAGCGCCACAUGGGAUGUUAACUUGUUAAAGAGCUAAAAAUACCAUGAUCCUUUGCCAACCAUGGGUUAUAAAGUCUGGUGAAGGGCUAUGGGAAUUUUAAUUCUUUGUGAUCACUCUGUCGAUAUAUCCCGUAGACAAAUACAGCAAUCAAAACCACGAUGAGUUCCUGUAACAUCACUAAAUGGGCAGACGGAGAAUAAUUGUAGUUAAUUCUGUUUUAUGAAGUAUUCCUUCCCAUACUAUAAACCAAGGGAGUCAAGUUACCCUCCAACACUUACAUAAUAUCCCUGGACAAUGAACCAAGGGGUCUUUCUUUUCUCCGAUAUGUACAUAAUAUCCCUGGACAAUGAGCCACGGGGUCUUGCUAAUCUCCGACAUGUACAUAACAGCCCUAAUCACUACCUAAAUCUCUCUGAAACACCACUUGGUUUCUUCUGCAAAUUACCCUCCAACACUUACAUAAUAUCCCUGGACAAUGAGCCAUGGGGUCUUGCUAAUCUGACAUGUACAUAAUAGCCCUGGACAAUGUACCAAGUGGUCUUGCUAAUCUCUGACAUGUACGUAAUAUCCCUGGACAAUGUCCCAAGGGGUCUUGCUAAUCUCCAAUAUGUACUUAAUAUCCCUGUACAAUGUACCAAGGGGUCUUGCUAUUCUCCAACAUGUAUGUAAAAUCCCUGGACAAUGUACCAAGGGGUCUUGCUAAUCUCCGACAUGUACAUAAUAUCCCUGGACAAUGUACCAAGAGGUUUUUCUGUUCUCCGACAUGUAUGUAAAAUCCCUGGACAAUGUACCAAGGGGUCUUGCUAAUCUGACAUGCACGUGAUAUCCCUGGACAAUGUCCCAAGGGGUCUUGCUAAUCUCCGACAUGUACAUAAUAUCCCUGGACAAUGUACCAAGAGGUCUUUCUGUUCUCCGACAUGUAUGUAAAAUCCCUGGACAAUGUACCAAGUGGUCUUGCUAAUCUCCGACAUGUACAUAAUAUACCAGGACAAUGUACCAAGGGGUUUUGCUAUUCUCCGACAUGUACAAAACAGCCCUAAUCCCUGCCUAAAUUUCUCUGAAACACCACUUGAUUUCUUCUGCUUGUUUUCUAGCAUAUUGGGACACGCGGAAAGGGGGACAUCCUGUGGAGCUGUCUGUCAUCGAGCACAGCCACCGAGACCCGGUCUACAAAGUCAUCUGGCUCCAAUCAAAAACUGGCACUGAGUGUUUCUCGGCUUCAACGGAUGGCCAGGUGAACCAUGGGGAUUCUGUAUGA
Pelobates cultripes (western spadefoot toad) is the source of this 5589-nucleotide messenger RNA. The record is from the annotation of a GenBank genome assembly. NCBI's taxonomy places the organism in Eukaryota, Metazoa, Chordata, Amphibia, Anura, Pelobatidae.